Branchiostoma belcheri (Belcher's lancelet) is the source of this 1071-nucleotide messenger RNA. RefSeq names its product protein C8orf37-like. Bases 108 to 701 code for a protein of 197 amino acids. Gene Ontology annotation, cellular component: cytosol. The transcript has 6 exons. The record is from RefSeq and is a predicted model, not a curated record. NCBI's taxonomy places the organism in Eukaryota, Metazoa, Chordata, Leptocardii, Amphioxiformes, Branchiostomatidae.
GCCACAUUGGCAACUGUAGUUUACAAGUGGUCGCGAGAGACAGAAACAUUUUGAUCAAAGAAAUGAGCUGAUAUAUCGUCAAAGUAGGGCCAAGCGAAGACGCUGACAUGGCUGACGACAUAGACGACCUCUUGGACGAGGUGGAGACGAAGUUUCUGGAGAAGAAGGAGAAAUCUGGAGGUGUUUCCAAGACGUCGAAGGCGCCGGUGUCCAAAACAAAGACGACCGUCCCAACCAGGAAGACGUCUACAGGUGAUGCUGACCUGGACGCUAUGAUAGAUGACAUCUGUGAAGCACCUGAACCACUGGAACCACUGAUGGACAAAGCACCAGCCCAAAAUUCACCUAGGACUCCACGAGGAGUGGAGGGGAAAAGAAGGUGUGCAGUGUUGUACCUAGGAGGAAGCAAGCAUGCCAUGGGCCUGGGCAGUAGUAUGAACCAAAGAUCGUGUGACCAGUUACGCUGCACGGACUGUGACUUUCGCGUCGUGUUUUACGACAACUACGAGUGGGACGCCACAUGCGAGUACCUGUUCUUCAGAAACAACGUCCCCGACUUCGCUAAACUCAAAGCCAAACUUAACAAGAGAAAAGGAAGUAGGGCCUAUGCUUGCCAGUGCAAGUGGACAUCAGUGCAAGACCUCGUAGACAUUCAGAAGAAAACAGACUUCAAAUGGGUUUGUGGGAAGCAUGACUCAUAGCAGGGCCGCAGAGUACUGUAUGUUCUGUUAAUAGACCGAUCCUUGCUGUACAUCAUACAAUGUAAUUAGCAGCUCAACCAAUGAGAGAAUGGCAAUUAGCAGUUUGACCAAUGAGAGAGUGUGUUCGUGAAAUAUUUGCAUCUUCAAAUGGGUUUGUGGGAAGCACGACUCAUAGCAAGGCGGCAGAGUACUGUAUGUUCUGUUAAUCCUUGCUGUGCAUCAUAAUUAGAAGCUCAACCAAUGAGAGAAUGGCAAUUAGCAGUUUGACCAAUGAGAGAGUGUGUUCGUGAAAUAUUUGCAUCUUUGCAUUUCUACGUUUUGACAGAAUUGGGUGGAGCUAUGGAAUCAGACUUUAGAUGAAGCAGUUUUU